This is a messenger RNA of Myxocyprinus asiaticus (Chinese sucker), 1882 nucleotides long. RefSeq names its product galactose-3-O-sulfotransferase 3-like. Gene Ontology annotation, cellular component: membrane. The record is from RefSeq and is a predicted model, not a curated record. Gene Ontology annotation, molecular function: galactosylceramide sulfotransferase activity. The transcript has 3 exons. Lineage: Eukaryota; Metazoa; Chordata; Actinopteri; Cypriniformes; Catostomidae. Gene Ontology annotation, biological process: glycolipid biosynthetic process. Bases 140 to 1489 code for a protein of 449 amino acids.
CGCAUCUGUAUUCUAAGCACAUAUAACCACAAAAGAGAGGAUUUAAAGCGUUUCGGGUUUAUUAUUUCACUGCGGAAAACAAAACUACUUCAUCAUUCAUUCGCGCCGGCGUGAGAUGACAAAGUGAAAGAAGCUGGAGAUGUCUCAGAAGAAGAUAUUCCUAGUAUUGAUAGCUAUCAGUAUGGUCAGCUUGUUUCUGCACCAUGGGGGUCACUUGAACUUGACGUUUGAGGCAUUUUGGCUAAGUUGUCCGUCCUCCAUGCUCUCCUCCACUCAGGGAAGUAGUGGUCCUGCUCUUAAACACACCAGUGUAGCCUUCCUGAAGACUCACAAAACAGCCAGCUCCACUGUGCAGAACAUCCUGUUCCGGUUCGCUGAGCGAAACAACCUCUCUGUGGCGCUGCCUGUUACCACCUGUGACCACCAGUUCUGCUACCCUCGGCCAUUUAGCACCCACUUUGUUCACCCUCACACCACACCCCCCGACAUUAUCACCAAUCACUUACGGUUCAGCCGUUCUGAGCUACGACGCCUCAUGCCCAACAACACAGUCUACAUCACAAUAUUGCGAGAACCAGCAGCCAUGUUUGAGUCUCUGUUUAGCUACUAUAAUCAGUAUUGUCUCAGCUUUAAACGAGUACCAAAUGGCUCUAUAGAGACUUUUCUGGAUCAUCCUUGGAGCUACUAUCGUCCAGAAGAGAAGGAUUCGAUGUACGCAAGAAACACCCUUACAUAUGACCUAGGUGGUGAUAAGGAUCGUCCAUCAAUAGAGGCACCAGCGUAUGCGAAACGAUUCGCUGCAGAGGUAGAGCGAGUGUUCUCAUUGGUGAUGAUUGCGGAAUACUUUGAUGAAUCAUUGGUACUGUUGCGACGUUUGUUGUCUUGGGACCUUGACGAUGUUCUGUAUGUUAGUCUCAACAUGCGCACUCCUGACUCAAAGAGCAGCCUUUCCAGUGAAAAUACAGCCAAAGUCCGAUCCUGGAAUGCCAUAGACUCUGUGAUGUACGAUUACUUCAAUGCCUCACUUUGGCGGCAGCUGAGAGCUUUGGGACUACCGUGCGUUGAGCGGGAAGUCCAGCUGUUACGUCAGUCUCGUGAUAGACUUAUACGUGGCUGCUUUGGUGGAAUUUUGCCACCGCUUCGCUCAGCUUCUCAGAUCACAAAUAAGGAAUUGCGACCUUGGCAGCCCAGUUCCAAAGUUGCAAUUGUUGGAUACGAUUUACCAGUCAACAUUACACAAAAAGGCCAUGUCCCUCUGCGAGACGAGUGUCUGAAGAUGAUAAUGCCAGAGGUGCAGUAUACACGGCUGUUGCUUCGAUCAGAGUCAUUACAUUACCGGAGGCGGUUUCCAUUACGGAACUCCAAGAAGAUUUUACGAUCUGUGGGACAUGUUCGAUCACACAGAGAGGCCCCAUCUCCGAGUUUGAUACCGCGACCUUCAGAGACUAUGGCUCGGAGCACCAGAGGGGCACUACAGCUUUCCCAAUGACCAGGUUGGAAAGAUAGUUAAACGUUUUGCUAUGUUAAUUCCCCUUAUGACUUGGACUACAGGUACAUGUCCAUGAAAUGUUGGGAUUACUUGAAAGCUUGAGGUCACACCUCAUUUGUAUGGGACAAAUGUGAGUAUACACAAACACACAUUGUCAACUCUUGUUCUAAAAGUUGGUAAAAUUGGUGUUUAUAUAUGUUUCUCAAAAUGAAGUGUAAAAUAUUUUAGGAAAAUCUAUUUUGCAGUCUAGAAACCUGGUAUGUGGAAUGUUUCUGAAUCUCUCAAGGCCAUCUCUUCAUAUACUGUAUAUACCUUCACUCAUUGUUUGUAUUUAAGCCAUCAACACCCUGGAAAGUCCAGCUAAACCAGCCUCAGAUGGUACCUCAUAUUACU